Porites lobata is the source of this 1029-nucleotide messenger RNA. NCBI's taxonomy places the organism in Eukaryota, Metazoa, Cnidaria, Anthozoa, Scleractinia, Poritidae. The record is from the annotation of a GenBank genome assembly.
AUGUCCACAAAUUUUACAAACGAGUCAUUAAGAAGUCAGGGGAAUUGCGAAAUUUCGGCGGACUCGUCCCCUUUGAAAAUUGGCAAAUUGUUUCUUCUGUCCAUUAUUUUGACAUUUGGCUUGGUUGGAAAUGUUCUUAUCAUAACUUUGGUACGUGUGCGAGAAGAGCUCAGAAGGACGAUAAAUUCAUUUAUAGUUAACAUGGCGGCCUCCGAUCUUAUUCUACCGAUAUUGUUAAUGCCAUUUAGCUUGAAAGAAAGUGCGGCCAAUUCCUCAAAUUACCAGUGGCCUAUCAGUGGAAAGCUUGGUUCAAUCUCUUGCAGACUAAAUAUAUUUCUGGUUGCAGUCUCGAUGACAGUUUCUGUGCAAAGUCUUCUCUGGAUUUCACUGGAUCGAUUUAUGGCGGUAGUGAUGCCAUUGAAAGCGCAUCUUAUCUCCUCAAGAUUUCGUGCGUUUGCAAUCACGUCCACCUGGAUCGUAGCGGUAAUAAUCAAUUCAAUAGAUCUGUGCACAACUAAGUUAGUCGAAUACGAUGGCAAUUUCUAUUGCAUAAGAGAGAACAUUACUUCAUGGACACUUAACAUCUUCGGGUAUGGGCGUUUUUUCCUUGUAUCCAUCGCUCCAUUGAUUGUAAUAACUGUUCUGUAUUCUGCCAUAGCUGUCACGUUACGAAGACAAAACAUAAGCCUUCGUUGUACAGCGGUCAAGAAGAACGAUCAAAGGAGAAGGCAAGCUGUUAAGAUGACUCUGUGCAUUAUAGUUUCGUUUAAUCUUUGCGUUACUCCUUACAUCGUAUUCGGAAUGGCUUAUCUAUCAGGGGAAAAACUACCUUGUUCGGUAAAUGGAUUGCUUGGCUUUUUUUCGGUUCUUGGCAUCUACCUAUCUUCUACUACUAAUCCUCUUAUUUGCUUUAUAUUUGUUAAAAACUACAGACGGGGAUUAAGGUGGCUAUUUUCUUUGUGCCCAAGUAAUAGAAGGGAUACGCAAAAUAUGGUAAGGGAAAGGAAGAUGGAUGAAAUUAACGUUCAA